GGUAAAGAGGUUAAGACUUAAUUUUUGGAUCAAAUUUUAAUCAAUUAAUAGAACCAACCCCUUGCGUGCGACUUUGAGGUUUGGUUUCAUCAAUAACUAGCUAAUUACCACAAAUCGAUUUUUAAUGAUACUUACACUCUGUGAUCCACUUUAACAUCCUGCCUAGAUAAUAUCUGCGCUCUUACCUCCAAGCCAACACGUGAAAGAAACUCUCUCCAGCACGGCUCCCCGAAACCCUACGUGACCGUCCACUCAAGGGCCCUUGAGAGGAAAUAGUUGACCUGAGCCAGUAACGGUCUUUCCUCUCCUCUUUCUCCUUCAGAUUUUCCGUUGCCAAGGUUACUUACUACCAAGACAAGAUCAGACACCCCACAGACAGUUCAUAUGAGUCUCCUCCUCGCGCUCAUCUCUCUGACUGCUGAUGACUGCCAGCACCUGCUGGUGACGCCACAGAGAGGUCAGACCGGUCAGUUUUUCAGAGACACGCUUGAGUGAGGGAGGUUAGAGAGUGUGUGUGCAGCUGGGAUCUGAGGAGAGGAGCUGUAAGAACAGGGCGGUGUGUGUUCUCGUCCCUGCUGGUCGGGGUACGAGUAGGGAGCUGGCCUCCCCAAAUAGACACUUUUGAAUCUCGUCUCAUCAUCCUUGUCAGAAAAACUAAUGCAAAUGGAAGAGGGACACCGAAGCUCCUCUGAGCAUGCGAUGGAGGUCAAAGGCUACAUUAAGGAGUUCACCCGUCACUCCAACGACGUGUUGCUGAACUUAAAUGAACUGCGGCACCGGGACAUCCUUACAGAUGCCACGCUGCUUGUGGGCACCGCCAGGCUGCGCGCCCACUGCGCCGUGCUCAUCGCAUGCAGCGGGUUCUUCUACACUCUCUUCUCUCGUCGAGCGGCCGGUGCUGGCGGUGAGCGGGGGUUCUCUCUCACUCUCCCCGAGGGGCUGGACGCAGGCAGCGUGUGUCUGCUGCUGGACUUCAUGUACACCUCCUGCCUCCCUCUCACGCCCCGGACAGUAUCCGGCGUGCUCUCCGCUGCCACCUAUCUGCAGAUGGAGCAUGUCGCUGACACCUGCCGAGCUUUUAUUCAAAGUGAAAGGAUCUCUGCGAGUCCUUCUUUGUUGGAGCCAGCCUCCAGAGCACCACUCGGUGGAAGGUCACCACCUGCUCAUCCCACCAUCUUCUCCUCACCCUCCAGGCCUACCGCUGAGGCAGAAGAUCCAAUCCCAGACCGAGCCAGGGUUCCAAGUGAGAGCUUUGCCUCGCCAGAUCCAGAAACUUGCCUGAUUGCUAUCCCCAAGCCUCAGGCCCUAAAAGUAGAGGAAUCCUCACCUGCAACCCCAUCCACACCAUCCCCAGACAGUCCUUCCCAUUCCAGCGGGCAACCCAACUCACCUGCUGAGUCCAGUGGCUGCAGUCUGUCUCCCCAGUUAAAGAAGCGAUCUGAAUCCAAGCCUACUCCUCACCCAAAGGCCUGUAACUGGAAGAAGUACAAGUAUAUUGUCCUCAACCCUCUGUGUGCCACACCUAUAAAGGAGGAGGGGCCUGAAGAGGAGCGGCAAGCACAAAGCAACGCCCCCUUUGACAAUGACAAGAUGGAAGUCUCGUCUAAAACUACAAAUAGCAUUUGGACAACCGAAGAGCCUGGACUGAAUAAUAGGAAAACUUUGUCUCUGCCAUAUAACACACCACAGCAAAACAUAUAUUUUAGUCCCCAUCAUGUUAUGGACAGCAGCUUGCAUCCCCUGCCCCUUUCGGUCGGUGAGGAUAAAGGUCUCUGCAGUCCUUAUAUUUGUACCCAAAUUGCCAAUCAGAGUAAUUUACUGGGCCAGCACUCAAUCAAGUUUGAGAACCUCUCUACACAGCUCGGUUACCGUGGAAAUCAGGCAACAAACACGAAAUCCUCCUGCUCAGGAGACAAACCUUACCGCUGCAAUGUGUGUGGGGCACAGUUCAACCGGCCUGCCAAUUUAAAGACUCAUUCCCGCAUCCACUCUGGAGAAAAGCCCUACCGCUGCGACACAUGUGGAGCCAGAUUUGUCCAGGUAGCUCACCUGCGUGCCCAUGUUCUGAUCCACACCGGGGAAAAGCCAUACCCAUGUAACACCUGUGGGACACGUUUCCGUCACCUGCAGACGCUGAAGAGCCACCUGCGCAUCCACACUGGAGAGAAGCCUUACAGCUGUGAGAAAUGCCACCUGCACUUCCGUCAUAAGAGCCAGCUGAGGCUUCACCUGAGACAGAAACACGGCGCAAUCACCAACACCAAGAUCCGCUACAAGGUUCUGGCUGACCCGUACCAACCUGGACCCACCCUGCUUCAAGCUUGUUAAGAGCCAUGCCGAAACAUCUCUGGCACCAUUUCUACAUGCUCUCUCCGCAGAUAGGUCGAGCUCUAAACUGAAAAUGGAUGGAUAUAUAAAACAGUAUUAUAAAGAGUUUAAAGAGGUGGAGUGCUGCAUUCGAGGACGGCUUGACUAUAAUUAUAUUACUGAAGGUAUAGUCUUCCAAGAAUGCAGUAGUCCUGCACUAGAUGUGCUGACUAUUAUCUUUAUUAUUUGUUACUAGACUAUUUUUUUAUUUAUUUUUCUUUGCAUACUAGGUUCCUCGUGCUAUUUAAUCAGUUAUUUUGUUGGCAUAUUGGCCACUUUUUUGUGGCAGGAAAAAUGGUGAAAAUUGUCAAAAGAAGUAAAAGAAGCAUGUUGUAUGAAAAUACUUUAGUAGAUAUGGAAUGAUAUGGAUGGUUUUCGCUUUUUUUUGUUUUGUUUUUUGCUGUAAUGACAAAGAUGGUUUGUGGCAGAGUGUGAAGGCGUUUAUUAGGAGUUCAGAUUUGAAUUUGAGAGAGCUGAAUGAAGGUAAAAGGAUUAGAUAUGUGGAAUUCUGCAAGAAAGUGGGAAAGAUUAUGAAAGAUUAUGAAAGAAUGAAUGAAAGGAAGUGUGAAGAAGGAAUUAAGCAUGUUAGGAAAGAACAGAUAAAAUAUACAUUUGUAUGAUUUUUUUAUUAAUAAUGUAAUUGUAUUUAUUUAUUUUGUUUUGCCCAAAAGUAUUGCUCUUAUUUGUUUGUGGAUGCUUUCUGGUGUUUUUACUAUAUUCUGUUAACUAUUUAAGAAGAUAACAGAACAGCCAGAAUGGAAAAACUCAAAAUAUAGCCUCUUAGUUGUUUAUUUAUAAAAAGAAGAACAUCUGUAGAGGACUUGAUACUUAUGUUUAAAAGACCAUGAUUUCAUGAUUUUUAUGGUGUAUUAUAGUUGCUGAGAGUCCAAGCAGGUUGAGGACUCACAUUAGCCAAAAUAAUAUACAUGUAAAGAUUGAUGAUGAUGAUGAUGAUGAUGAGUAUAAUGAUGUCAACAAUACUAUGUUGCACUCUUUUGCUGGACAAAGACAAGACCCAUUUUAUAUAAAUUAAAGUUAAAUUAAUUUCUCA
Molecule: messenger RNA, 3418 nt
Organism: Puntigrus tetrazona (Sumatra barb)
Lineage: Eukaryota; Metazoa; Chordata; Actinopteri; Cypriniformes; Cyprinidae
Gene: bcl6b
Product: BCL6B transcription repressor
Exons: 13
Coding region: 658-2328 (556 amino acids)
Biological process (GO): regulation of transcription by RNA polymerase II
Cellular component (GO): nucleus
Molecular function (GO): RNA polymerase II cis-regulatory region sequence-specific DNA binding; protein binding; DNA-binding transcription factor activity, RNA polymerase II-specific
Source: RefSeq, a predicted model, not a curated record